GCCAUUGUGGUGGGCAAAUCAGUACGGAGUACUCCGUCAUUCUCAACUCCUUCUGCCUUUUAACUAAACCUCUCUUAUCUCCCAUGGCAGAGCACGAAGAGGAUCGCAAAGCUUCUACCAUUUCAAAGCGCAAAAAGGAAUCUCCUCCGUUUGUGGAGGUGAUCUGCGACCGCACAAAAAAGACAUGGAGGUUUGCAGCCGGGACGGAGGCCAAAUUUGCCGUCAAAAUGAUAAACAGCAAGCUCGAUUCCAAAUAUCAGCUGCCCCCUGGAACGCUUAUAGAAGCGGUCAAAGACGGCGAAGAGUCCGUAAUGUUCGGCCCCAAUGCGGUGCUCGUCAAUUACGGCGACGGUUGGAGUCUGCGGACUGCUACUGAUCCCGCCGGUUUUGGGAGGGCUAAGCAGGACAACACCGUGGUGAUGGGACAAGCAUAUCAUCCCCCCACCAUGGGAUUGGAUUACCAACUUACAAAGAGGACAUCAGAAGGGGCUUCCAAGGCCUUAUACAUCGGAAAGAUAUUGCUUGCAUUUAUAUUUAUAUUUUUGUUAGGUGCAAUAUUCACCUUGAUGCUGGAAAGCCUUCCGAAGCUAGUUGAGUAUCGUCAACAUAGUAAUGAAACCGGAUGAAAAUGACAG
This is a messenger RNA of Ipomoea nil (Japanese morning glory), 635 nucleotides long. RefSeq lists its product as uncharacterized. NCBI's taxonomy places the organism in Eukaryota, Viridiplantae, Streptophyta, Magnoliopsida, Solanales, Convolvulaceae. The record is from RefSeq and is a predicted model, not a curated record. Bases 84 to 626 code for a protein of 180 amino acids. The transcript has 6 exons.